Molecule: messenger RNA, 2955 nt
Organism: Callithrix jacchus (white-tufted-ear marmoset)
Lineage: Eukaryota; Metazoa; Chordata; Mammalia; Primates; Cebidae
Gene: AP1AR
Product: adaptor related protein complex 1 associated regulatory protein
Biological process (GO): regulation of Arp2/3 complex-mediated actin nucleation; negative regulation of cell motility; negative regulation of substrate adhesion-dependent cell spreading
Cellular component (GO): endosome
Molecular function (GO): kinesin binding; AP-1 adaptor complex binding
Source: RefSeq, a predicted model, not a curated record
GUGGUAGCGUCGGCGGCGAGCGUGGGCCUGGGAGCGCUGCGGGGCGGGGCCAGGGUGCUUGGCUCGCGGGGACUGGCCUCCUUCGGCAGCUGGAGGCGGUCACUCGUGCUGGGAUCAGGGCUGAGACUAGAGGGGCCAUGCGGCCGGCGAGGGAGUCCAGAGCCUUCAGCCCGGUGCUCCUCCCUCGCGCGGCGGUGGCUUGGUGGCCGCUGGAGUAAACACUGCCUUUGUUCCUAACGCCUUAUCCCUUUCGUCGUCCCGGCCCCUGACACCGCCGUGCUCCGGCCGGCCCGCCCUAGGUCCCUGAACCCCAUUUCGGCUCUUGCCGCGCGGAUGCGGCUGCCGAGCCUGGGUUUGGGCACUGAGCAGGAGGAGGAGGAGGAGCGACGGCGCCUGGGCGGCAUGCGAUGGGGAACUGCUGCUGGACGCAGUGCUUCGGGCUGCUCCGCAAGGAAGCGGGGCGGCUGCAGCGAGUAGGCGGCGGCGGAGGAUCCAAGUAUUUUAGAACAUGCUCAAGAGGUGAGCACUUAACAAUAGAGUUUGAGAAUCUAGUAGAAAGUGAUGAAGGGGAGAGCCCAGGAAGCAGUCAUAGGCCUCUUACUGAGGAAGAAAUUGUUGACCUAAGAGAAAGGCAUUAUGAUUCUAUUGCCGAAAAACAGAAAGAUCUUGAUAAGAAAAUUCAAAAAGAGUUAGCCUUACAAGAAGAGAAGUUAAGACUAGAAGAAGAAGCUUUAUACGCUGCACAGCGUGAAGCAGCCAGGGCAGCAAAGCAGCGAAAGCUCUUGGAGCAAGAAAGGCAGAGAAUUGUGCAGCGAUACCAUCCUUCCAACAAUGGAGACUAUCAAAGUUCAGGACCAGAAGAUGACUUCGAAUCUUGCUUGGGAAAUACAAAGUCACAGUAUGAAAUUUUUCGAAGUAGUAGACUCUCAUCAGAUGCUACAGUUUUGACACCUAAUACAGAAAGCAGUUGUGAUUUAAUGACCAAAACUAAAUCAACUAGUGGAAAUGAUGACAGCACAUCCUUAGAUCUAGAGUGGGAAGAUGAAGAAGGAAUGAAUAGAAUGCUUCCAAUGAGAGAACGUUCCAAAACAGAGGAAGACAUCCUACGGGCAGCACUUAAGUUUAGCAACAAGAAGACUGGAAGUAAUCCUACAUCAGCCUCUGAUGAUUCCAAUGGGCUAGAGUGGGAGAAUGAUUUUGUUAGUGCCGAAAUGGAUGAUAAUGGAAAUUCCGAGUAUUCUGGAUUUGUAAAUCCUGUAUUAGAACUGUCUGAUUCUGGCAUAAGGCAUUCCGAUACAGAUCAACAGACUCGAUAGGGUCAAAUCCUGUGACCUUGUUUAUCAGUUAUGACCAAAUGUUAAAAACCAACUAGAAUGUAUAAAUGAUUGUGCUGAGCCUUUUUGUAAGGGAGACGUGUAAGAACCCAUGUUGUAAAUGCUUAUUUUAUUAGAAAGGAGUGAGGAUGAUAGGAUCUGAAUUGCUUCAGAAUUAAGUGCAAUUUCAUCAUCUGCCUUCUGCUUUUCAAGACCAAUUUAAUGGUCCUGUCAUGUUAAUAAAAUUUACUUUAAGUCUUUUCUUUAUAGCAUUUCUGUUAACUAUGGUAGAUUUCCACUUUAAAUUUUUUUAAUUUUACUUUGAAUGAUUUUGAAGCCUAUUUCAUUGUCUAACUAUGAAAAUAUUAAGACUUUUUUUGUUAAUUCUCAGCAGAUGUGAAGGGAGCAUGAGGAGGGAUUGUCAGAUUCAGAUUUAGAAUAUUGUUUCCUUUUCCAGCAUUAUUUAUUUCUAUGACUUCCUUGGAUUUUAUUAUCUAAUAGUAAGCACAAUUGAUUUGAGUAGAUGACUCCAAGAAAUGAUGAAGUAUUGGUUUCUUUCUAUACUUAUUACAUGUCCUAGUAUGAUAAUGUUGAUUCAAUCUAAGCAAAAGAUAAUAUGGUAAAAAUAACCCUUCAGAGUUUGGACAUUUCAAGUUGGUAAUAAUAAAAAAUAAUAUUUAAGAAGAUACAUAUAUUUAGGUUUUUCCUCUUCAUUUUACAUGCCACCAUAUUAACUUUAAAUUAAUUGAUAUAUAGUAUUGUUUUUAGGUGCCAUUAUUUUUUUAAAAUUCUAUAUUUCCAAUGAAUGAUCUUAGAUAGAUUUUACACAGCACAUAUUCUCUGCAUUAUUUAAGAAAGGAAAAUCUAAAAAGGUAAUACGGGUAUUUCAAAUAAAAUUAUUUCUGGUAUGAAAGCCUUCAUUGAUUUUAUUAAGCUUUCCUUUACCUUGUAGUACAAGGUGCUUUAAUAGGAUAGAACUAAGCAUAUCAAUAUCUAUAACUGCAUUUUGUGGUAGACAAUUAACUGUUCUUUUCUCUAAAAUUUAUGUGUCAAUAUAAAAGGCCAGGGAUAGAAAACACUCCAUAAUUGCUUUCCUUGAUUUUGCUGAGGAUUUGGUAUGAUUUUAGUAAGCAAACUCUUUGUUGUUUUUCCUUAGUGUUUUCUAAUUUUCUUUCUCUUGCAACAAACAAUGACAGUGCAUGUUCUUAUAAAUAUAGGAAGGUCCCGAUAUAAAUAAUAACCUAAAGUUCUUGCUGUACUUAAAAAAAAAUCAUGUGGCCCUUUCAAUAUUUGAACUGCUAAGCAACAACAUCUGUAGUUUUAUCUCCUUUUUUGUGUUAUAGAAAUUAAUAUGACACUUUAAAUAUGUAAAUAGAAUACAUUAGGUAAUGCUAUUAUUUAUAUCUGUCUUAACAUAAUUUAAGUUGUAGCUGUGUCUUGGAAAUAUUUUUAAGGUAAUCUAUAUUCACAUUGCCUGUGUUAAUGCUUUUUAAAGUUUGUAUACAUCAGAUGUAUAUUUUUGGUUUGGCAUAAGCUACUAUUGUAAUUUUUUUGGCUUUUUGUUCAUAAAGACUUUUUUGAAGGAAUGGUAACAAAUGGUAAUUCACAAAUGGUUGUGAAUAAACACAUUUUUACACUGAAA